Molecule: messenger RNA, 2232 nt
Organism: Capronia epimyces CBS 606.96
Lineage: Eukaryota; Fungi; Ascomycota; Eurotiomycetes; Chaetothyriales; Herpotrichiellaceae
Exons: 3
Coding region: 1-2232 (743 amino acids)
Source: RefSeq, a predicted model, not a curated record
AUGAAAGCCGGCAUAUCAUUUUCAGCAGCCUUGAGCUUGAGUUUAUGGACAGGAGUAGGAGUGGUGGAUGCCUUUUGGCGCAUGAAUUGCGGACUUGCACAGACUGGAAGAAUCGAUCCAAUCAUCAAUCCGGGCGCGAUCUCUGGCCAUGUUCAUAUCCUCUCUGGAGCCAGCAACGUCAAUACCACAUCGGACUUCGAUUCCUUGACGGCCGCAGCUUGCACCUCAUGCUCGAUCCAGAAAGAUAAGAGCGCAUAUUGGACGCCACUGCUGUACUAUCAGCGCGCCAACGGUUCUUUUGUUGAUGUGCCCAAUGAUGGUACUGUCGUCUACUAUUUGGGGAGAGGCGAAGACCGUCGCAACAUCAUCCCUUUCCCACCAGGUCUGCGCAUGCUUUCUGGAAACCCUUCGAAAAGGUCCUACGACAACUCGACCAUGACCUACGGGAACAGCACAUACCGAGCUAGACCGGUCGCCGACCGAGUGAGCUUUGCCUGCAUCAACUAUGCCCAAGCGACUCCCGAAACGCCCAAUAUGGCCACGACAGAUUGUCCCAACGGUCUUCGAGCCCAGAUUCAAUUUCCUAGCUGUUGGGACGGAGUCAAUCUGUACAAACCCGACCAGUCACAUGUGGCAUACAUGUCGCAAAUCGACAAUGGCGUAUGCCCCCCCACGCACCCGAACCUCUUACCACACUUGUUCUACGAAAUAUACUAUUUCCCAACCAGACUGGAUACCUCAGAUGGUGGGACGUUUGUCUUUUCGCAGGGGGACACCACCGGGUAUGGCUUUCACGGCGAUUUCAUGAAUGGAUGGGAUGCACAAAUUCUCUCUGAUGCCAUAGCGCAAUGCAUCAACGAUGUCGACUCGGGCAACAUAUCCGACUGUCCUCCUCUGCAAGCCUCCCAAGAUGAGUACUACUCGACCAACUGCCCAGAACAGCCUGCUCUAGUCAAUGAGCAGGUGAAGGGCGAACUGUCCAAGCUACCAGGUUGUAACGAAGUCACCUCGGGCCCGGACGAUGUCCCUCAAGGCAUCUGUGCGACUCAACCUAGCCUCAAUCCUGUGGUCGAUACGGACGGAGAAACCACCACGGUCCCCGUAGCCAAUGUGACAAGCACCACACUCAGUUCAGGGAAUACAGCACUAUACCAGGGCUGCUACGUCGAGGCGACAGAUUCACGAGCCUUGUCGGGCGCCUCAUACACCAACAGCAGCGGAAUGACUAGUGUGUCGUGCGGCACAUUCUGCCAAAGCAAAGGAUUCGGCGUGUUUGGCACCGAAUACUCCAAAGAAUGCUACUGUGGCAGUGCAAUCGCUACCGCCACGACAGAUCAAAGUGAUUGUGGGAUGGUCUGCUCCGGCAAUCGGACCGAGUAUUGUGGUGGUCCGAGCCGACUGAGCGUGUGGAGCAUUGUCAGUGGCACAGAGUCUGGUGCCAGCUCGACCACGACCUCAACGACAUCCGCCUCUCCAACAUCAACCCCAACCCCAUCAAUCAGCGGAGCAACCUACAUGGGCUGCUACUCCGACAACACUGGCGGUCGCACACUUGCAUCACGCACGACCGAUGCGAACAUGACACUUGAGCUGUGUGCGCAGACCGCGCAGGCCGCGAAUCACAAGUACUUCGGCUUGGAGUACGCUGGCGAAUGCUGGGCCGGAGACACGAUGGCAGCGACUGCGGCGCCGAUCACCGAAGCAAAAUGCAAUAUGAAAUGCAAGGGUGACACUACUCAACUGUGCGGCGGGUCCAACGCACUCACUAUGUUUCAGAACACGCUUUUCGUCCAACCGGCCAAUCCGUCUGUGGUCGAUGUCACGACGACUCAAGCCCAGUACACAUACGUGGGGUGUUACACCGAGGGCUCUUCGGGCCGGUCGCUGGGAUCGUCGGGUAGCUCGAGCUCUAGUUACUCGACGACCAACGCCAACAACAUGACAGUCGAGCUGUGCGUGCAAACAUGCAAUGCCAAAGGAUACAGCUGGGCCGGAGUCGAAUACUCCAAAGAAUGCUACUGCAACAACGCCGGCGUGGUCAAUGGCGGUGCUGCAGCUCCGGGCGGCGAUGCUGACUGCUCAAUGAUCUGCGUCGGGAACCUAGCCGAGUAUUGCGGCGGGUCGAGCAGGAUAAGUGUGUACCAUCUCCAGACAACAGGAACCGUGCAGCGGAGGCAUUCGCACUUCCACCAUAAACGCGAACUUCGCGGUUCUGGGUCCUUUGGCUCUUGA